Molecule: messenger RNA, 294 nt
Organism: Necator americanus (New World hookworm)
Lineage: Eukaryota; Metazoa; Nematoda; Chromadorea; Rhabditida; Ancylostomatidae
Exons: 1
Coding region: 1-294 (97 amino acids)
Source: RefSeq, a predicted model, not a curated record
AUGGCUGCAAAACUUAAAGGGGUACAGAAGAGAGUCUUCUUAUUACAUGACAACGAGCCCCUACAUCUCGCAAAGUUGAAUGUCAAAGCAAAGCCUGCGCAGUCUUACCUGGACCACACUUCUCUAUCCGCCACACAAUCUGCAUUUUGCACCGUUCAACUACCACUUGUUCCAAUCUCUGGCCCAUCAACUGAAAGGGCGCCACACUGUCGCAAGUUCUCGGACUUCUACGAGGAGGGAAUCCACAGAGUGCCAGGACGUUGGCAAGAUGUCAUCGAUACCGAUGGGGGAUAG